Messenger RNA from Wallemia ichthyophaga EXF-994, 2298 nucleotides. RefSeq names its product putative 5-methyltetrahydropteroyltriglutamate--homocysteine methyltransferase. Gene Ontology annotation, molecular function: 5-methyltetrahydropteroyltriglutamate-homocysteine S-methyltransferase activity; zinc ion binding. Lineage: Eukaryota; Fungi; Basidiomycota; Wallemiomycetes; Wallemiales; Wallemiaceae. The transcript is spliced from 3 exons. The record is from RefSeq and is a predicted model, not a curated record. Bases 1 to 2298 code for a protein of 765 amino acids.
AUGAGUGUAGAAUCAUCAGUACUCGGAUUCCCACGUAUCGGUGCCAACAGAGAAAUCAAGAAGGCUGUCGAAGCUUAUUGGGGUGGAAAAUCAGACGCAGAAGCUGUUAUCCAAGCAGGUAAAGAGACUAGGAACAAGAACUGGCAAUACAUGAAGAAUGCUGGUAUCACCCACGUUCCAUCGGGUGAUUUCACUUUCUACGACCACGUACUUGACCAUAUCCAAUUCCUUGGUGCUACUCCUGAGCGUUACUCACGCCACAACCUCACUGACCUCGACACUUUCUUCGCUAUGGGUCGUGGUCGUCAAGUUGGCGCUGUCGACGAAGCCGCAAUGGAAAUGAAAAAGUGGUUUGACUCAAACUACCACUACAUUGUUCCUGAACUCUCUGAGAACACCAAAUUCCAAUACCGCACCAAGAAGAUUGUUGACGAGUACAAGGAGGCUAAGAACGCUGGCGUUGAAACUCGUCCUGUUCUUCUCGGUCCUAUUUCCUUCCUCCUUCUCGGUAAGGCUGCACGUGAUGCCUCUCCUGGCUUUGAACCAAUCAGCCUCCUCGACAAACUUGUGCCUGUUUACGAGGAAAUCCUCAAAGACCUCAAGGCUGCUGGCGCUCAAUCUGUUCAAAUCGAUGAACCUAUUCUCGUUCUUGACAAGGCUGCUCCGCUCGCUGCUCAAUUCAAGUCUGCUUACGCUAAGCUCGGUCCUGCUGGCCCUGCUGUCACCCUCGCUUCUUACUACGGUCGCUUAGACUCCAACCUCGAAUACGUCAAGGAUCUUCCUGUUGCCGCUAUUCACGCUGAUCUCGACCGUGAGCCUGCUCAACUCGAUGCUAUCCUCAACGCUAUCAAGGACAAGAAGACCGCCGUCUCUCUCGGUGUCGUUUCUGGUCGUAACAUCUGGAAAACUGAUCUCGAAGAUGCUCAACGUUUCGUCAAGAAGGCUACUGAUGCUCUCGGUGCUGACAGAGUCAUGGUCGCCUCAUCAUCUACCUUGCUUCACACUCCAGUUGACUUGAACAACGAGAAGAAGCUUAAGCCUGAAAUUAAGGACUGGUUCUCCUUCGCCAGGCAAAAGGUUAACGAGAUUGCUUUGCUCGGUCGCGCCUCAAACGCUCAAGUCUCAUCUGAAGACAAGCAAGCCUUGGAAGAAAACAAGGCUUCUAUCAAGCGUCGUCGUGACUUUGAGACUCAAUCAAAUGACACCGUUCGCAACCGUGUCGCAAACAUCACUCCAGAAAUGUUGAAGAGAAAGAACCCAUUCCCAGUCCGUCGUGAAGCUCAACGUGUCAAGAUUAACUUGCCAAAAUUCCCAACCACCACCAUUGGAUCAUUCCCACAAACUCAGGAAAUUCGUAUCGCUCGUCAACGUUUCACUAAGGGUGAGAUCACUGAGCAAGAGUACGACGACUUUAUUGCCAAGGAAAUUCAACAAGUUGUUAAGGUCCAAGAGGAGAUGGACUUGGACUUGCUUGUUCACGGUGAGCCAGAGCGUAACGAUAUGGUUCAAUACUUUGGUGAGCAAUUAGAGGGUGUUGCCUUCACCACCAUGGGAUGGGUUCAAUCAUACGGUUCCCGUUACGUUCGUCCACCAAUCAUUGUGUCUGAUGUCUCUAGACCAUCACCAAUGACUGUUAGAUGGUCCAAGUAUUCGCAAGAAGUUUCUUCUAAGCCAAUGAAGGGUAUGCUUACUGGUCCAGUCACCAUCCUCGCUUGGUCAUUCCCACGUGCUGAUGUCAGCAAGGAGAUCCAAUCCAAGCAAAUUGCAUUGGCAUUACGUGAUGAGGUUGUUGACCUUGAAAAGGCAGGUAUCAAGGCUAUCCAAGUUGAUGAGCCAGCUAUCAGAGAAGGUAUGCCAUUAAGACAAGGCGAUUGGGCUCCAUACCUCCAAUGGGCCGUUGACUCUUUCAGAUUGUCAACUUCAGGUGUUGAAGAUGGUACUCAAACCCACUCUCACUUCUGUUACUCAGACUUUAAUGAUAUCUUCUCAUCUAUCAAGGCACUCGACGCUGAUGUCAUCUCGAUUGAAGCUUCAAAGAGUGACAUGAAGUUGUUGAAGGCAUUCCAAGACAAUGACUACUCGAAUGAGAUCGGUCCAGGUGUUUGGGAUAUCCACUCUCCACGUGUUCCACCUCUUGAGGAGAUGAAGCAACGUAUCACUGAUAUGCUCAAGCUUAUUCCAGCAGACAAGCUUAUUAUUAACCCAGACUGUGGUUUGAAGACUCGUCACUGGGCUGAGACUAAGGCUUCAUUGCUCAACUUGGUUGCUGCCGCCAAGUGGGCAAGAGAGAACUACUAA